AGUGGAAGAGAAGGAGCAGAAAGUUAUGAAACUUUCGGAAAUUUGCUAGAAAUAGUAAAUAAUGUUGAAAAUGAAUUAGAAAAGCAAGGGAAGCAUGAGUCAGCAACAUUUUCUCAAACUUAAAGUAAGCACGAAUGAGGAAGAGAGGUAGCAAAUCUCACAAGGAAAAGAAAGGCCUAAGUCAAGUGCAUUAGCAGCCUCGCGGUGUCUCAUGUAAAUAUUGCUCAUUUGUCAAAGAUCAAACUAAAAAGCCACAGGUAUCAAACUUGAUGUAUAAAGUCCAGCUAUAAGGUUAUCAAUGAUUCGUUAUUUUAUAUUGGUUCGCUUGUUUUAGAUGUAUUGAAGGCUUCAGUUGCGAAGACAGGCAGCCUCUUCUAUGAACAGUUUUUUCGCUUGGCGGAAAGAAGUUGCCUACCUGCCGUUUAGGGCUCCGUAGAACGACAGGAUUUUACUGCAGAUAAAGGCAGGCCAGUUCAAAAUGUUUCAGGCACAGGAUUCGACUUUGAGAAGUGAGGCAGACGAUCGUACUAGAAGAAGGUCGUUAGAUUUGUCAGAUCGUGGGUUAACUUAUCUCAACCCAACAGCGACAUUGAUCACUAGAAAUAUUGCCAUUGCUGAAAUUCGAAGAUUGACGCUGGUCGACAAUGCACUUUCUGUUAUUCCUAACACGAUAUCUCAGUUUGUGAGCUUAGAAGAAUUAGAUGUCUCUCGAAAUAAUAUCUCGUGGUUAUCUGGAGAAAUUGCGAGGCUGCCGAAGCUGAAGAUUCUCAUCGCGAGAAAUAAUCGACUAAGAACUCUGCCCAAAGAAAUCGAAUCUUCGCCAUCUCUCGAAAUACUUAAUCUGAGUGGAAAUCUUUUCACUGGUAUCCCUAGAGAAAUUCUUGGCAUGAGAAAACUCAAAGAGUUGUAUCUUGGAGGAAACUAUAUUGGAAUGAUCACAGAAGACAUCAAUCGACUUGAAGGGUUGCGAGUUCUCUAUCUCGGAGGCAACCAAAUUGUAAAGAUCCCUAAAUCACUUGGACAGAUGCACAAUCUCCAAGCCCUCAUUCUUUGUGACAACAGGAUAGAACACAUUCCACCAAAACUCGCUGAGUUGAAAAAUCUCAGAUCACUUAGCCUGCACAAGAACAACCUCAAGGCAUUGCCAAUGGAAAUUGUCAAACUAAUGAAUCUACAGGAGUUGAGCCUACGAGACAACCCUCUUGUAAAUAAGUUCGCAAGGGAUUAUGAUUUCAACCCACCAUCUCUCCUUGAACUCAGUGGCAGAGCUAUAAAGAUUUUCAGUCUUCCAUAUGAUGAUUUUACUUUACCAAGAGACCUGGUUACAUAUCUUGACAGUGCCCAGAGUUGUGUGAAUCCAAAAUGCAAGGGGGUGUAUUUUGACUCUAGGGUAAAGUGCCUAAAGUUUGUUGAUUUCUGUGGACAGUAUCGGCUACCUCUUGAGCAGUAUCUUUGCUCUCCACAUUCGUCUUCUUGCAAUGGCAGUGAUGCAACCGUAUCAGCUGCAAAGAUACAGAAAUUACUUCUUCCUCAGUAAGGAUGAUAGCAAUUAUUCUACAAACAGUUUGAUGAAGUAAAUGGACAAGCAUGUGUUCAUUUGUUAUUCGCAAAGAAGCACACAGUAACCUGGAAAGAUCUCUCCCUUAUGCAUGCUCUUCAAUCAAUAAAACCAUCCAAGUCACAUGUUGUUCCAUGUGCAAAGACUAUGUUGAAAUUUGAAAUAAAGAAGCUUUCAUAUUCUUUGGCUGCUUUCUGAUUUCAGAAAACCUGACAUUCUAAAAUGGAAUAAAAUUGGAAUAAACCGUACAUACUUGCACAAACACGGACAGCUACAUUGAGAUAAAAAAAUUUGUAGAAAAGUAUUUUAAAUGACCAUGAGAAUGUAUUCGCUACACUUUUGUGCCUUAUAAGCAGCGAUGUUUAUAGCACCCUUCUGGAAAUGGGUUUGUAAUUGCUAAUCAAGAAACAAUUAAAACUUUAAAGGAUUCUUACAUCAGGCAAUUGUAAUAAAUGAUUGUUCUUAGUAGGAAGACUACCAUGUUUUUUCUUGAAUUUUGUCCUUUCCCUCAUAACUCAUUUUCCCUUAA
This is a messenger RNA of Rhopilema esculentum, 2087 nucleotides long. RefSeq lists its product as uncharacterized. NCBI's taxonomy places the organism in Eukaryota, Metazoa, Cnidaria, Scyphozoa, Rhizostomeae, Rhizostomatidae. The record is from RefSeq and is a predicted model, not a curated record. Gene Ontology annotation, molecular function: protein binding. Gene Ontology annotation, cellular component: cytoplasm.